AUGCGAACUCUCGUAAGUACCGCUUAUGAUGAUUUAUGUCGAUUACUGGUACCUCAAACACAAUCAGAUGAUUAUUCAAAUCAGAAAUCAUCGAAUUGGACAAUGAAUAACACAAACAAUCCAGAUGAUUCACGCUUUAUGAGUGCUGUAAACUACUACAAAUCUUGUACAGAGAGUCCCAAUGCAGAAAUUUCAGUGAUUGAAAACGAAGUUAUUAAAUUGAUAAUAACUCUAUUCAAAGGCUGGUACUUGACAAAAGCAUACGACAAAAUCCCUUUCACUGUCAAACGAAAUCUACUUAAAGAUGAAACAUUCAAUCUUACAAGUUUGUUUUUACCUUUGUUGCUUCAAAGUGGAAGUACAACUUUAUUUUCACUGAAGCUAGUAAAUGAUAGCAAUCCAAGCAUUGAUAUUUCUUUAGGUUCUCUGGAGGCCUUUGAUGCUGUUGCUCCUAGCAUGUCCGAUGGAAAGAAAAUAAAUGCAGCUGAACAACUUUUCGCAUAUCUGAAGAAACUUGGACCUUUAAAGGAUAAGAAAAACAUAAUAAAAGACGUUUUACAGUUGCAUUCCCAAAUCAAAAGUGCAAUACAACCAUCUGGUUCUGUUUCAAAAGUUACAAUUGAAAAGUUAUCAGAAAUCUGUCCCUUAAUCGAUUGGAAUGUUUUAUUUGAAAGUAUAUUCCGUGAACUCAAGUAUGAGUCAUACAAGAAUAUGGAAAUUGUUGUUCAUGAUCAAGAUUCCUUGAAGAGGGUUUGUGAUAUACACGCAUCGGCUAUGGAAACAAAUAACGGAAGAAAAAAUCUACACGCUAUGACGACGAUCAGUUUCUUGUUCAACAUGAAAAAUAUUUUGAAUCGAUAUUACUCUGAGUUUUAUCCUUCUACCAUUCCGAAAAAGCCAACAAGUUGCAUUGAUGAAGUAAAAGAAAAUUUCCGAUGGACAAUAGAAAAGUAUCAUAAAUAUUCUAGUAUAAGCGAAAGUACAGAAGCCGAGGUUCUUCAAAUGUUCGAAGAACUGAAAACAACCUUGAGUGAUUCAUUGUCAUCAAUGUCAUGGUUGAAAGAAGAUGAAAAGAAGAAUUAUAUCAACUUGGCUAAUUCAUUUCAGUUGUCCAUAAUUACUUCGAAAAGUUUGUCCGCAGAAGAUAGAGAGAGCAGAGAUUUUAUAUUCACUAAUGAAAUAUCCGAGGAUGAUUACUUCAUGAACGUGUACUAUUCUCAGAAGACCAAAUUCCUUAAAUCAAUUUACAAAUCACUGGAUACCAACGCUGAACCUGACGCUUUCAGUUUUAUGCCGUACAUAUCUGGUUCGGCUGAAAAUAAACUUAUUAAGAUAUCUGCCGGUCUAUUAAACCCACCAUACCUCAAAGAAGGAUAUUCAAUGUCUGAAAAAUAUGGGACUAUCGGUUGGUUUAUUGGUCGCCAGCUUAUGUAUGAAGUGAAUAAUAACAAGGAAGAAGAUAAUCAUGGGAAUUCCCAGUCCUCCUGUAUGUCAGAAGAAGCAACAGAUUCUGAGGCUCAAAUAUGUUGCUUGCAGGAACAAGACAGCUUCAAAGACUACAACAAAACGGAUUUGAGAUCUUUGUCAGCCGAUAUUAAUGGUCUCAUGUUAUCUUUUAAAACAUACGCGAGUGAUGGAGAUUUGGAUGGAAAGAAGUUGUUUUUCUCAUCGUUUGCAAAAAUGAUGUGUACUAGAUACUCCGCAGAUGUUAUUACCACAAACUUACAGUCUUCCAACUCCAGAUACAAAUUCAGGUAAUUGAUUUAAAUGUACAUUUUCAAUUUUCGAUAAAAUUAUUUACUAAUACAUAUCUCUGAAGUAUGAUAAAGUGAACACGAUUAAUGAAUGACACGUGUUUCAUAUGAUAGGUAAGCAGGACAGUCAUCCAAUAUCAUACGAAUUUUAAUCGUCUAGCAUUGAACAAAUAGCAAAGAAGUGUGACUAGCCGUUUUAUUGAAGAUAAAUACCACAUGUCAAACGAAAUAAUUUCCCGCAGUCAUUACAGUUCAGUGAUUGCCAUUUCAUAUGGAAAAAAAACAUGGGUACAUUUCACUCAAUAUGGUUUGUCAACUGCAUUAUAUGGUAUUUCACCUUGUAAUACACUUUUCAUUUCUUUCAAUGUACAUCUCAUAUGUCCACUCACCAAAGCCGUAGUCUUACCACUGCAUUGAUGCAAAUGUGAAUAUUCAAUAUAAAAUCAUCGAUAUCACAUCUGCUUCAAUGAAUGAAACCAAUAUUUAUUCUAUAUACUUAUUCAUGACAAGUAAGAUUAGUCUAUUACGAUCCUACUAUUAUUUACUAAUUAUGUUUUGUUUCAACAUUUCCC
Messenger RNA from Schistosoma rodhaini, 2326 nucleotides. NCBI's taxonomy places the organism in Eukaryota, Metazoa, Platyhelminthes, Trematoda, Strigeidida, Schistosomatidae. The record is from the annotation of a GenBank genome assembly.